AUGCAGAAUCAAGAUGCUGCCAUCAAGAAACUGGAAACACAGAUUGAAUUCUUAUUCAAGCAAACCCCUGGGCACAACAAUUGCAGCAAUAUUAACUUAAUACCAAGGGAAGAAUGUCAGGCCAUCACCCUCAGAAGUGGGAAGGAAUUGAAGGAGACCCACAAGAAACCACUAGGGACGGAAUUGGAUGAAGAAAACAAGGGACAUGAGGAAUCUCACACCUCAAUCCCCAAGUCACAUCAAGAAAGAGAAGUGCCCAAUCUAUGCCUCUCAAAGGCCCUAUACCCACAACAGUUGCAAUUAAAGAAGAAGGGAGAGGACAACCAAUUCUCAAGAUUCUUGGAGAUCUUCAAGAAAUUACAAAUAAACAUACCCUUUGCUGAAGCAAUCGAGCAAAUGCCACUCUAUGCCAAGUUUUUGAAGGAGUUGAUGACCAAAAAGAGAAGCUGGAAGAAUAAUGAGACUGUGGUACUUACAGAAGAAUGCAGCGCCAUCAUCCAACACAAAUUGUCUCAAAAAUUGAAGGAUCCUAGGAGUUUCCAAAUCCCUUGUAUCAUUGGAGAAAUCACUGUGGAAAAGGCUUUAUGUGAUUUAGGAGCCAGCAUAAACCUAAUGUCUCUAGCGAUGAUGAAGAAGAUGAAGAUUGAAGAAGCCAAACCAAUAAGAAUGGCCCUCCAACUAGCAGACAGGUCAUUCAAAUUCCCCCAUGGGGUAGUAGAAGACUUGUUGGUGAAGGUGGGAGACUUCAUUUUCCCAGCAGAUUUCAUAGUACUAGACAUGGAAGAAGGAGCUAAGACCUCCAUCAUCCUGGGGAGGCCAUUUUUAGCCACUGCCGGAGCCAUUAUUGAUGUCCAAAAAGGUGAACUGGUCCUCAGAUUACACGAGGAGAAACUGACAUUCAAUGUGUUUAAAGCCAUGAGAUACCCGAAUGACUCAUUGGGAGAAUGUAUGAGGUUGGACUCAGUAGAAGCUUUGGUACAAGAAACUCUUGAAGAAGAGCUUGAAGCAUCAACAGAAGAGGAGUUAGCAACAAGCGAAGAGGCCGCAGCCGCUGAAAUACAUGUUCAAGGAGGGCUAGAAGAGAAGGAAGAAAGAAAAGAAGCACCCAAAUUGGAGCUUAAAGCACUGCCAACCACUCUCAAGUAUGCAUACUUGGGAGAAAAUAAAAGCUAUCCAGUAAUCAUAAAUUCAGCUCUCAGCCAAGAACAAGAGGAAGAGUUGCUUCAAGUCUUACGAAGGCAUAAGGAUGCCAUUGGAUGGACACUUGCUGACUUGAAGGGAAUCAGUUCAGCCAUAUGCAUGCAUAAGAUACUCCUAGAAGAAGAUGCCAGACCUUCCAUUCAGCCCUAA
Molecule: messenger RNA, 1350 nt
Organism: Arachis stenosperma
Lineage: Eukaryota; Viridiplantae; Streptophyta; Magnoliopsida; Fabales; Fabaceae
Exons: 1
Coding region: 1-1350 (449 amino acids)
Source: RefSeq, a predicted model, not a curated record